GUUUCACAGAAAUGGGAUCGGAUACUCCGUCUAUAUCAGAAUGGUUUCACGGCCGAAAUAUUUUUGUCACCGGCGGCACUGGAUUCAUGGGAAAGGUGCUGAUAUACAAGCUGCUGCUUAGCUGUCAGAGCCUUAGCAAUGUUUUCGUGUUGGUCAGGAAGAAGAAAGAUAUGGAUCCGCAGACUAGGCUGCAACUUAUGAUACAGCAAGAACCAUUCAAAACGCUCAAAGAGAAGCAUCCCGAGAGGUUGAAGAAAUUGAUACUGGUCUCUGGCGAUACCACAGCGAAGGAUCUCGGUUUAUCGGCAGCCGAUAAGGAACGAUUGUUGCAAGAUGUCUCCGUGGUAAUUCACAUGGCGGCAAAUGUGAAAUUCCACCUGACGCUGAAGGAGGCCAUUUUGAUAAACACCCUGGGCACCAUGAACGUUGUCAAUCUCGUUAAACAGAUGUCACGUUUGGAUUCCUUCGUCCACGUUUCGACAUGCUAUUCUCAAUGCACCGAGCCAGUCCUCGAAGAAAGAUAUUACCCAUGUCCGGUGCAACCCGAGGUCCUGAUAGAUACCGUGAGGAACCUUCCGGACGAUCUUCUGCUCGCGAUGACGCCCAAGAUGCUGCGCGGUCAACCUAAUACCUAUGCUUUCAGCAAAGCUCUCAGCGAGGACUUGGUGCAACGAUGCGGUCUACCCGCGGCCAUUACCAGGCCUUCGAUAGUGGGUGCGUCAUGGAAGGAGCCAGCGCCCGGUUGGAUAGAGAACAUGAACGGGCCUACGGGGCUCAUGAUAGGAGCUGGAAAGGGCGUGAUCAGGUCUCUGCUCUGCAAUUACGAUUAUGACUUGCACCUAAUUCCAUGUGAUCUGGCGAUCAACUCGAUAAUCGCUGUUGCGAGGAAGGUGGGCAUGGAGAGGCCUGAGAAACCAUUGUACGUGAACAUGACGGUUGACACUGAAAAUUCUAUCUCGUGGGGUCUCGCUGUGGAUACUGGGAAGAAACACGCCGUCACGUAUCCGUUUACAGGUAAUCUCUGGUACCCAGGAGGAAGCCUCACUACGUUAAAAUUGUACCAUUGGGUGCGUGUAGUCCUCUUCCACUUUCUACCCGCUUAUGUGCUAGACGCCAUUAUCGGUUUAACUGGAAACAAACCGUUUCUGGUGAGGGUGCAACAUAAAAUCAGCGCUGGCAUGGAGUUGCUACGAUACUACACCACGACAAGAUGGGAAUUUCGAAACGAUCGUGUGAGGGAGCUAUGUCUCGAGUUGAAUCCCUCUGACAGAGAAGAAUUCUUCAUGGAUACGAGAAUGUAUUCCUGGGACGAGUAUUUGUGUCGAUACAUGUUGGGUAUCAGGAAGUAUUGUUUGAAAGACGAUCCGUCGACUAUACCCCGUGCACGAAAAGUUAUCAGGUACUUGUACUACGCUGACUGGUUUGUCAAGAUCGCCCUCGUCGUUCUGUUCAUGUGGUUCAUCUACUCCUAUAUAAGACCGCACAGAGAAUUAAAUGCGACAUCGUUCGACGUUAAUGAACUGUAGACAUACUUUAAAGCAACGUUAUGACUUUACCUCGUAGUGAUGAUAUUUUUACGUAUACCUUGCAUCUAAUUUUAAAUCGUACGUUUGUUCCUUUUAUCAAAACAAGUUUUAUUUUUCGUUUCGAACGAUAAAGGGACACCUGGAGAAGGUACAUCCAAUGGAGGUAUUGUCGUGCCACGAUGCAUAGAUUUAUCGUGGCGCGACAAUACUCAAGUGUGAAGUACGAUAAUAAAUAGACUGGGGAUGUUUAUGCAUUUCGUAGUCAAGAUAUAUUAAAUAUCGUAUUAGGUGUGCUAAAAUGUUCUGACCUUUAAUAUACAAAAUACAAUCUUUAUUUAAAAACAAACAAAAAGAUAUCGAUAUACGAAAUAUUUAUAUUAAACAUUAACACACCUUUCCAAUCCCACUAGAACCAGAGCAAAACUUUGUUGACAUGCGUAUUAGGCCUUGGUGUCGAUUUCGAAAGUUGACCAAAGUCGAUCCAUGAUUUCCUACAUUUAGCGUUAUAAAAAAUUCGGUCUUUACUGCCUGUAAUGAUUUUGUGCAGAAAGUCAUUUUUCAGUGACUUAAACAGCACUUUUUUCAAAUGAAAUGCGAAGUAGAUGGAAAUUUGAAUAUUGCCAU
Molecule: messenger RNA, 2150 nt
Organism: Hylaeus volcanicus
Lineage: Eukaryota; Metazoa; Arthropoda; Insecta; Hymenoptera; Colletidae
Product: putative fatty acyl-CoA reductase CG5065
Exons: 6
Coding region: 12-1526 (504 amino acids)
Biological process (GO): long-chain fatty-acyl-CoA metabolic process
Cellular component (GO): peroxisome
Molecular function (GO): alcohol-forming very long-chain fatty acyl-CoA reductase (NADP+) activity
Source: RefSeq, a predicted model, not a curated record